UGUGAUUGGCUGAGCCGCGGGAGACCGGGAUCUUUUGAAAGUGGCAGGGCGUGGGGUUGUUGUUCUAAAUAUCUCAAAGCGCCGCGUGAUCCUCAUUUAAUCCCGUUAAACCGAGACUCUGGUCGGCGUUUCAAUGGAGCACGAAGCGCUGGAAACCGGGUGUACCGUCAGCGACGUGUCCGACCUGGUGGUGGUCGAGCUGGAUCCUCCGGUCGAGACGGACAGACAGGACAGCGUCUGCUCCGCGGGAGAUUGUUUGUUGGACGUAGCUCAAGCUCUGUUUCAGAACGAUGAAGCUGGAGGCCUCAGUGAUGAAGACGACGAUGAUGAUGAUGAGGAUGACGACAGCGGAACAGACCACCUGACCUCGGAGAGGUCGGGGACGCAGCUGCAGCGAGCCGAGCGGCGAGCGGGAGCCACUCUGCCGGACACCUUCCAGACCAGCAACCUGCUGUUCUACGAGAGGUUCAAGGCGUACCAGGACUACAUGCUGGGAGACUGCAAGCCCUCAGAGGUGAAGGCCUUCACCGCAGAUUACCUGGAGAAGGUUCUGGAGCCGUGCGACUGGUUGGCGCUGUGGUCCACCGACAUCUUUGACGUUCUGGUGGAGGUGCAGGAUCUGGACGUGAAGGCUCUGAAGGCGAGCGUGAAGCUGGUGCUGCCGCUGCGGUGCGACAGCAGAGGCUGCCAGCUGGACGAGGACGCCAUGACGGCGGUCCUGGAGGCCACGCAGCACAGAGUCCCCCUGCAGGAGCUGCAGGUGGUCUACGACGAGUCUGGAGACUUCGACCAGACCGCUCUGGCCUUGGAGCAUCUCAGGUUCUUCUAUAAACACAUCUGGCGGGAAUGGGACGAGGAAGAUGAGGACGACGACUUUGACUACUUUGUUCGCUGCGUGGAGCCCCGCCUCCGGCUAUACUACGACGUUCUGGAGGACCGGGUCCCGGCGGGCCUGGUGUCGGAGUACCAGUCCCUACAGGAGAGCUGCUCCCGCUGCUUCCGGGAGUUCUCGGAGCUGCGCAGCGGCCUGAGCGCCGACUCCGACUCGGAGCUGGACAACGUGUCCAUGGUGGAGGGCCUGAAGCUGUGCGAGCAGCUGGAGACGUUCAAACGCAAACUGCACAUCAUCGAGAACCCGCUGCUGAGAUACGUUCUGGCCUACAAAGGGAACAGCCGGCAGCAGAGCGCUCAGAGCCGCGGGCCCCGAGCGGCGGGUCUGAGGGUGGUUCACGUGGUGGCGGAGUCCUGCAGCUCCGUCCAGCUCCAGUCGCUCCUGAGCGCCCGCCUGACGCCGCUGUGCUCCUCCGAGGAGCACCAGAUCCAGUUCCACAGAGAUCCGGUGUCGGCGGUGGAGUCGUGUCACCAUGGCGACGUGGUCAUCAUCCUGCCCGGCAACUACAGCGUCAGCAGCUCCAUCUUCAUUCCAGACUCCAUCACUAUUGAAGGCUUCGGAUUUCCCGAUGAAGUUGUGAUCGAGAAGACCAACAAAGGCGACACGUUCGUGGAGACGUCGGCCGCCGACGUCCGACUGUCCAACAUCAAGUUCAUCCAGCACGACGCCAUCGAGGGCAUCCUGUGCGUCCGCCAGGGAACGCUGAACAUGGAGAACUGCGUGCUGCAGUGCGAAACCACCGGCGUGAUCGUUCGAAGCGCCGCCCGCCUCACCAUGAACAUGUGCGACCUGUACGGCUCCAAGGGGGCGGGCGUGGAGAUCUACCCCGGCAGCGUCUGCUGCCUGGUGGGGAACGGCAUCCAUCAUUGCAAAGACGGCAUCCUCAUCAAGGACUUUGCCCACGAGCUGGACGGGAUGCCGUCCAUCACCCUGGAGAACAACGUGAUCCACAACAACGAAGGCUACGGCGUGAUUCUGGUGAAGCCCGGCGGCAAGGCCGGUCCAGCUGAUGGGAGCGAAGAAGCUGUAGCCGAGGAUGGGCAGCAGGGGGAGCCCCGCUCCUCUCCGGUUCCUCCGGUGGACGCCAGCGCGGCGAGCAGCGACUCCUCCUCCAACGCCGCCGCCGGCAGGAAGUGGCAGUUCGGCCGGCAGCUGAGCCGGAACAAAGAGGCGACGUGCAGCCGCGCCGUCCAGGACCUGAUGGAGCACCAGAUCUUCGUGUCGGUUCAGGGGAACCAGUUCAAACGCAACAACCGGGGCGACUUCGGCAUCUUUUUCUACUGAGCUCUGGACCGUUUUCCCGUCCAGAACCGCCCGGACGGAGCGGAACCGAGAUUUGCAGUUUGCACAGAAGCUUUUAUGUAAUCUAUUCCUUCAGUUUUCCUUUAAAGCUGUUUUAACACCACCGCGGUUUGGAGUUUGGUUGCACCGUAAGCUUGUUCUCAGUUUGAGAUCUUCACCACAAACUUCCUGAGGUGGGGGUGGGGGUGCGGGUGGUUUUAUGGUCGACAGUGUUCAGUUCAAAUAAAGUUUUAUUGAUA
Messenger RNA from Oryzias melastigma (Indian medaka), 2433 nucleotides. RefSeq names its product SHC SH2-domain binding protein 1 (gene shcbp1). The record is from RefSeq and is a predicted model, not a curated record. Gene Ontology annotation, biological process: fibroblast growth factor receptor signaling pathway. NCBI's taxonomy places the organism in Eukaryota, Metazoa, Chordata, Actinopteri, Beloniformes, Adrianichthyidae. The transcript has 13 exons. Bases 134 to 2176 code for a protein of 680 amino acids.